AGAUUCUACUUGGCCAAAAUGGAAAUACAGUUCACCCUUUUCUCUGCGUAGGGUCAGAAAUUAAAGACCAAGGUAAAUUUUCUUUAUAAAAAAACAGGGAAAAAAGAAAAGAAUUAAAAUGAGCAUGGACAUGCGAGCCCGUUGCCCAAGGCACUAAUUAUCGUCCCUAAAACGGCAAAUAUUGAACCUUCCUUCUUAUAUAUCUUGUCGGUGAUGCCAUUAUCUCUCAUUUGCAUGAUCAGAAAUGAAAUUAAAAUGAAACAAACCCACUCCACAUUUUAUGCAUAUAUUCUUCUUACUGCUUUUGCUUCCUUUGUUGUGUUGUUCCUGAUAAAGGAUUCUUACUAUGGCCUCUCUUGGUUUUACCUCCCUUCUUCUCGAUGGAUAUGGCCUUCUUCUUCUCAAUCCCCCUUAGAUCAAGUGAAUCGGAAGUCAUUUAUAAUGAAUCUGAAAAAGGGUUUUAAAGAUACGAGCAAAAAGGACGCAGAUAUGGAAAAACUGGAGAGGCUUGAAGCAGGCCUUGCCAUGGCUAGAGCUUUGAUAAAAGAAGCUUCUUCAUUAGACCAAAACUACACGUCACUUCAUAAAGAUAUAGAUUAUGUUCCUCAUGGAGACAUUUACAGGAAUUCAUGCGCCUUCCACAGGAGUUACCUGUUAAUGGAGAAGCUGUUCAAAAUCUUUGUCUACGAAGAAGGAGAGCCUCCUUUACUUCACUAUGGUCCUUGCAAGAACAUAUACUCAAUGGAAGGAUUGUUUCUUAGCUUAAUGGAAACUGAUACAAAGUUCAGGACCUUGAAUCCUGAUGAAGCUCAGGUUUUUUUCCUUCCUUUUAGUGUUGUCAUGAUAAUUGAACACCUCUUCCAUCCAAUCAUUCGUGACAAAGCUGUUCUAGAACGUACUGUCGUUGAUUAUGUUCGUAUCAUUUCUCACAAAUACACUUACUGGAAUAGAAGCCUUGGAGCUGAUCAUUUCAUGCUUUCCUGCCAUGAUUGGGGGCCACGAGCAACCUGGUAUGAGCGUCAGUUAUACUUCAAUUCCAUCAGGGUCUUGUGCAAUGCGAAUACUUCCGAGUAUUUUAAUCCGAAGAAAGAUGCAUCUUUUCCUGAAAUCAAUCUAAUUACAGGGGAAAUUGCAGAUCUUACUGGAGGUCUGCCUCCAUCUAAUCGAACAAUUCUAGCAUUCUUCUCGGGUAAAAUGCAUGGGAAACUAAGACCUCUACUUUUCCAACAUUGGAAGGAAAAGGAUAAAGAUGUACUAGUUUAUGAAACAUUUCCUGAAGGACUUUCAUAUCAAGAAAUGAUGAAGAAGAGCAGAUACUGUAUUUGCCCAAGUGGACAUGAAGUUGCUAGUCCAAGAAUUGUUGAGGCUAUUUAUGCUGAAUGUGUUCCAGUUUUAAUAUCACAGAACUAUGUAUUUCCCUUCAGUGAUGUUCUUAAUUGGGAGUCGUUCUCGAUUCAGGUUUCAGUAAGUGAUAUAUCAAACCUGAAGAACAUUUUAUUGGGAAUUCCUGAAGAUCAAUAUUUAAGAAUGCGGGAGCGAGUAAAGCAGGUGCAACAACAUUUUCUGAUAAAUAAUCCUCCUAAGAGAUAUGAUGUGUUCCAUAUGAUAAUUCAUUCAAUCUGGCUUCGGAGGUUGAAUGUGAAACUUAUUAGUUGAUUACAGCAUUUUUGCUUUAGCUGAUGACAGAAUCAACUUUAAAUUUUGUUCAUGGAGUUGCUGUCUGUAAUGAGGAAUGAUUUUCAGUUCAAGUAUCAGUUAGUGAAGUACCUGAGCUGAAGAAAAAUUUAACGAGGAUACCUGAAGAUCAAAUAUGAAAGAAUGAAAGAGAGAGGGAAGCAGUCUUGUGAUGAACAAUCGUCCAAAGAGAUUUGAUGUUUUCAAUAUCAUAAUUUAUUCAAUCUAUAGCUAAGCAGACUGAAUUUAGAAAUUAAUGAUUAAGUUGCAGUUAUUCUGAUUUAGGAGAUUGUUGAAAAGAUUUCAGAUACCUUUCUAAACUUUUGGUUUACUGCCUUGUAUAACAUAUAUAUUGGUUUUUUGGGGCUUUUCCAAA
Molecule: messenger RNA, 2050 nt
Organism: Ricinus communis (castor bean)
Lineage: Eukaryota; Viridiplantae; Streptophyta; Magnoliopsida; Malpighiales; Euphorbiaceae
Product: probable glycosyltransferase At3g07620
Exons: 4
Coding region: 214-1656 (480 amino acids)
Molecular function (GO): glycosyltransferase activity
Source: RefSeq, a predicted model, not a curated record